UUCUUUGCUCAGCUUAGUAUCAAAUUUCCUCAUCUGCUCGUUCUGCGGUCUAGGUCUCUACCUAAUUUUCUGAUGCGAUAAAAAUAGGCCGCCUGCAUCUUCAUAGGUUCAUUUCGGCUGCUGCCUGAGCCUCAACUUUUAAGCUUAUCGGCAGACGUCGCCGGGUGCGAUACUUUACCGUUGUUGGCCCACAAUCCUUCCCCCCAUGCCCACCCUUCCAAACAUCCCCAGAGGAGAUACUGCAUAGACGAUCUGCCUAUUCUGGAUGAUGUAAACCUGCGUCGGAAACAUGACAGUCAUGCCGCGUAGGACACACCGAAAAUCGCGCAAUGGCUGUCUUGAAUGUAAAAGACGUCAUAUUAAAUGCGACGAGAAACAUCCGCUCUGCGGCAACUGCCGCAGUUCGGAACGUGUCUGCGAAUACGCGGAUCGGUUCAGGAGCAGCACGACCAGAUCCGAACGCAGUAAUGCCUCGACUCCGACCAACGCCGGGCCAAGUCCUGGGGUUAAUCCCUCGACACCACGGCCUCCUGGUGAGCAGCCUGCAGCAGAGCCGAUGACAACAUCAUGCUCUGAGGAUCAGCCCGUCAACAUGGUUCACGCCGAACUCCUCUUCAAUCUCGUCACGGAGGCGAUUCCCUCCCUCGGCGAGAUCGCCCUCUUCGGGAGCCUGUCCCCGGACCUCAUGCGCGUCGGGAUAUCGACCCCUUACCUGAUCAAUGAACUGCUGGCCCUCAGCGCUCUGCACUCUAGUAUAGUCCGGCCCGCUGAGCGCGAGCGGUACCGCCGCCACGCCGCCCAGCUCCAGACGCACGCGCUGGAGAUCUUAGGGCAGGAGCGCCGAGACGUCACGCAGGAGACCUGUGUCCCGUUAUUUAUCUUCUCGUCCACGCUCGGCCUGCAUAUGCUCUGUGACACUGUGAUCUACCGGGAGGAGUCCAGUUUCGAUGCUUUCCUCAACCAAUUCGUGCACUAUCUCAAACUACACCGGGGCGUGCGGGCCAUCACCUCGGAGGCGUGGGAAGCGUUGCGCGGGUCGAUACUGCAGCCAAUGCUCCAGUACGGUCAGGAGAAGUUCGCGUGGGAUGCGGACCUGGGGCCCGAGUGCCAGCGGAUCAUGGAUCUGAUCGAGGCGGCACGACUGGGCGAGAAGACCACCGCGGUCUAUCGGCAGGCGGUGCGUGCGUUGCAGAUCUCGAUCCAUGCGACGGGGGUGACAGACGCUGACCCGAGGGUCAAGUUCGUCGGCGGGGUUACUGGGUGGCCCGUCAUUGUGGGGGUGGAGUACAUCGAGAUGUUGGAGCUGCGCCGCCCAGAGGCACUGGUCAUUUUGGCGUCCUACGGUGUGAUUCUGCAUCAGGCGCGGCAUGUAUGGGCGUUUGGCGAUGGGGGUCGAUUCCUGAUUGAGACCAUUCAGGCGCAUCUGGGUUCCCAGUGGGAGACAUGGCUGGAGUGGCCAAGUAGGGUACUAAAGGAG
Aspergillus fijiensis CBS 313.89 is the source of this 1477-nucleotide messenger RNA. RefSeq lists its product as uncharacterized. The transcript is spliced from 2 exons. Gene Ontology annotation, biological process: regulation of transcription by RNA polymerase II. Lineage: Eukaryota; Fungi; Ascomycota; Eurotiomycetes; Eurotiales; Aspergillaceae. The record is from RefSeq and is a predicted model, not a curated record. Gene Ontology annotation, molecular function: DNA-binding transcription activator activity, RNA polymerase II-specific; zinc ion binding. The annotation marks the transcript as partial.